Messenger RNA from Mytilinidion resinicola, 1720 nucleotides. RefSeq lists its product as uncharacterized. The transcript has a single exon. Lineage: Eukaryota; Fungi; Ascomycota; Dothideomycetes; Mytilinidiales; Mytilinidiaceae. Bases 359 to 1270 code for a protein of 303 amino acids. The record is from RefSeq and is a predicted model, not a curated record.
GAAAUCUAGUUCUCCAUGGCAACUAGAUGGCUCCAGUGAAGAUCUCCAAAAGUUUCUCGAGUUGUCUAACCCGGUAGUGCCUGGGGUGUCCGCCAUUGAAAUAGCUGCAGCCCGGGAUCGACGCAAGCGUGAUGCCGAAUCAAAGAAGCGUAAAAACACAAUGGAGGGGAUGCAAGGCUUCGUACAGCCGUCUGGUUCUCUACGGCAAUUGGAUGGGCCUGAUGAUGGUGACUUCAUACAGCAAUUGAACCAGGCAGCGGGCUUUCCAUUGCAGCAACCUGGUCAAAGAUGGGGCACUAUCGUACCACGAUUGCCCGAACCGAUUGAUCCUGGUCUCGUGCAGGAAUCAAGCCAAACGAUGCGCACUUCUCUCCAGCAAACCGACCAGGGGAGGGGGACUUCUCUGCAGCAACCAGGUCUGUCUAUUGGUAUGCGUGUCUUGCAGCCCCCAACCCAGACGGUCGGCAAUCCGCUACAGCAAUCUAAUCAGAGACAAAAUAUAUCAUCCAGGCAGCUGAGUGGCAGUACCAACAUCACUGCUCAAUCAAAUGUCCCAAAUCUGGAUCAUGGGAACGUGCAGACCGAAGCCAGGGCUAGUGCGGUGCGCCGAAUGAGGAAUCCCAAUCCUCAAGACACUAUCCAAGUCAGACCUAGGAUCAGCAGCGCUCCAAAUCCAACGGCUUAUGGCCCAACACUUCUUCCCAGCCCACUGAUUAACACACCGACUUCAGUACCUAGCCGUUUGGUUCCAAAGGCCCGCGAGUCGCUUGGAAGUGAUGACUCGACACUGUCGUCAGGUCCAUCGCAUGUCUCGACGCCGGUGGAUAUGCAAUUCUCUCCUACUGCGCACGUGAACGGGAAAGAGAAAGAGAAGAGCGGUACCCAUCUACCUAGGCUGCAAACACAUCCACACUCGCCGCUCUCAUCAGCUCCCUCGAACCCCACGACGCCCCAGGAUAUGGGAUUCACCAUUCCCGCACAGGCAGAAGGAAUGGAAAAGGAGAUAGGGGAGGCCACCGAAAUAUCCAAACCGCCACCACCGCCUCAGACACAAGUCUCGACUCGGAGAACUAGCGUCCAGUCCAUCACUGACUACGCGCCUUUUGACCCGGCGUUGCUGAGCCAGGACUGCGUCAUCACUUAUGCGAAGGCAGGUCCGUGGAACGUGGCGCCGACAGCUGGAGAGGCAGUUAGACAGGUGAGAGGUGCGAAAGGUGGAGUAUUUCGGGAGGAGGAGAUCGUGUUUGGGGUGAGGUUUCUAGUGGGCUGAGUUUUCAGGUGAGUAACGGGCGUGGAACUAGAUUGGAGCUAGGGAAUGAUCUUGCGGGGGUGAGACUAUGGAGAUGCAAUCAUGAGAAGGGUUCAAUGAUCUGAGAUCAGAUUGCGUGUCACUGUAAAAGCACUUGUAAUCCGGGGAAAACUUGAUUUUGGAGCAAAAGCAGAGGCAGAUAGUAGCCAAUACAGAGUUCAAGUGGCUUCACUUGUUUCUCUAUGUGACGUUGCUUGGAACUUUGGGAGUAUUUCACCGAGUAUUCCCUUCAACACGGCCUGCUGUGACGAACGGUCGCUUCUAUCCGUGUGAUAGCCUGGCACGCGGGGAAUGAAAAAGGUGGCACUCCACGCGUGAAUGCCGCUGCUUGGGCUGCUUCAAUGCAUUUUCAGAACUCUAUGCGGGAUGAAAGCUCGUUAGUCUAGGCUAUGUGGAAACUUGUUGAAGCAC